AUGUUAGUCGAUUACUCACUUUCCCGUCGCCGCGCCGCUAUAUCUACCGCCGCCAAUACUCCUCCUCCUCCUCCCAACAACAACAAUAGCCCUGUUCGUAGCCACGCCUCGGACAAGGCGUCGGCCGUUCGGUCGAUGGGCGGCUUUGCCGUCCAGGGAGACUCCUCGGACGAGGAGUAUAACGUCCCCGCCGCCGAGGCUCAGAUAUGUUUGCCCUGCAUCGAACGUCUGGUCCGCACCGGCACCGCCUACUGCGAACGUGGUGGCGGCAAUAGCUGCACCACCUGCGCCUCGGCUCGGCGCAGGACGACUCCCGCCGACGUUGUCCCCGCCACUCCCCUCACCCCCGCCGGCGGUACUGCCCGUAGUGCCGCCGCUGCGGCGCUGCCCUCGACUCCCGGCGACCCCAUGGGUGCCCUAGUGCUGGCCUCGCAGGCCCUAACGCCGUCGCGCAGCGGUGGUGUGUAG
This is a messenger RNA of Drechmeria coniospora, 468 nucleotides long. RefSeq lists its product as uncharacterized. Bases 1 to 468 code for a protein of 155 amino acids. The record is from RefSeq and is a predicted model, not a curated record. The transcript has 2 exons. Lineage: Eukaryota; Fungi; Ascomycota; Sordariomycetes; Hypocreales; Ophiocordycipitaceae.